Hipposideros armiger (great roundleaf bat) is the source of this 3246-nucleotide messenger RNA. Its product is annotated as amine oxidase copper containing 3. Gene Ontology annotation, molecular function: copper ion binding; quinone binding; primary methylamine oxidase activity. Bases 460 to 2238 code for a protein of 592 amino acids. The record is from RefSeq and is a predicted model, not a curated record. The transcript has 2 exons. Gene Ontology annotation, cellular component: Golgi apparatus; early endosome; plasma membrane. Lineage: Eukaryota; Metazoa; Chordata; Mammalia; Chiroptera; Hipposideridae. Gene Ontology annotation, biological process: response to antibiotic; amine metabolic process.
UCUGGCCCUGGGAAGAUGGGGGCUGUGGGGAAGACGCAGGGCUGAGGGGGAUGAGAGACUGCAGACCCAGCUCCCUGAUGGUGGUGCAUGUCCGUGCUCAGGCUGGUCAGAUGCAUUAUUGUGAAAUCCCUUCCCCUUCCCCUACCCCAGCUCUCCCCAGUUCCAACCCUGACCCAGAGAGCAGAGUCUGAUUUGGAACCUGGAAGACAAAGCCUUGUAAGGUCUGUGGAAAUCUCGGCUGCCCUGUUUCCGGCCCGCCCCCCUGCCCAGGCCUGCCCCGCCUCCUCCCCAGCCGUCCCGGUCCUUCCCACCCUCAGUCUCCUAUGCCUCUGAAUACGGGGAAUGUAAACCAGAGUCCAGGAGCCCCCAACAUAGGAGCCAAGAAAGACCCUCUUCUGCUGGCCUGAGAAUACACGUCUCCACUCCAGUUCAAUCCUUGGUCCCUCUGCUCAAGGGACAAUGAACCAGAAGACCACCCUAGUGCUCCUCGCUCUGGCGGUCAUCACCAUCUUUGCCUUGGUGUGUGUCUUGCUAGCCGGCAGGGGAGGAGCUGGGGGUGAACCCAGCUUGCCUCCCCACUGCCCCUCCAUAUCUCCCAGUGCCCAGCAUUGGACACACCCUGGCCAGAGCCAGCUGUUUGCAGACCUGAACCAAGAGGAGCUGACGGCCGUGAUGAGCUUUCUGACCAAGAAGCUGGAGCCAGGCUUGGUCGAUGCAGCCCAGGCCCGCCCCUCGGACAACUGCGUCUUCUCGGUGGAGCUGCAGCUGCCCCCCAAGGCUGCAGCCCUGGCCCACCUGGACCGGGGGCGCCCUCCGCCUCCUCGGGAGGCACUGGUCAUCAUCUUCUUCGGUGGACAGCCCCAGCCCAAUGUAAGUGAGCUGGUGGUGGGGCCACUUCCGCACCCCUCCUACAUUCGGGAUGUGACCGUGGAGCGUCACGGGGGCCCCCUGCCCUAUCACCGACGCCCCGUGCUGAUCCGAGAAUACCUGGACAUAGACCAGAUGAUCUUCAGCAGAGAGCUGCCCCAGGCUACUGGUCUUCUCCACCACUGCUGCUUCUACCAACGCCAAGGAAGGAACCUCAUAACUUUAACCACGGCCCCCCGAGGUUUGCAAUCAGGGGACCGGGCCACCUGGUUUGGCCUCUACUACAACAUCUCAGGGGCUGGGUUUUACCUGCACCCCGUGGGGCUGGAGCUGCUGGUAGACCACAAGGCUCUGGACCCCGCCCGCUGGACCAUCCGGAAGGUGUUCUUCCAAGGACGCUACUAUGAGAGUCUGGCCCAGCUGGAGGACCAGUUUGAAGCCGGCCUGGUGAAUGUGGUGCUGAUCCCAAACAAUGGCACAGGUGGGUCCUGGUCCCUGAAGUCCCCGGUGCCCCCAGGUCCGGCUCCGCCUCUGCAGUUCUAUCCGCAGGGUCCCCGCUUCAGUGUCCAGGGGAGUCAAGUGGCCUCCUCGUUGUGGACUUUCUCCUUUGGCCUUGGAGCUUUCAGUGGCCCGAGGGUCUUUGAUAUCCGCUUCCAGGGAGAACGGCUAGCUUAUGAGAUCAGCCUCCAAGAGGCCUUGACCAUCUAUGGUGGAAAUUCCCCCGCAGCAAUGCUGACCCGCUAUAUCGAUGGCAGCUUUGGCAUGGGCAAGUACGCCACACCGCUGACCCGUGGGGUGGACUGCCCCUACGUGGCCACCUACGUGGACUGGCACUUCCUUUUGGAGUCCCAAGCCCCCAAGACAAUACGAGAUGCCUUUUGUGUGUUUGAACAGAACCAGGGCUUCCCCUUGAGGCGACACCACUCAGAUGUUUACUCCCACUAUUUUGGGGGCCUUACAGAGACAGUGCUGGUCGUCAGAUCUGUGUCUACCAUGCUCAAUUACGACUAUGUGUGGGAUAUGGUCUUCCACUCCAAUGGGGCCAUAGAAGUCAAAUUCCAUGCCACGGGCUACAUCAGCUCAGUGUUCCUCUUUGGUGCUGCCCGAAGGUAUGGGAACCAGGUUGGGCAGCACACGCUGGGCACCGCCCACACCCACAGCGCUCACUUCAAGGUGGACCUGGAUGUAGGAGGUAAGACAUCCCCGUGGGGCAAAAAUUCCGGAAGAGCGGCUGACGAGUUGUCUCUAUUUGUCUUGGGUCUAUGGUGGUUAUACAGGAAAGGAAGAUUUGAGAAUUUGAGCGUGCGCUUUUGGAGCUUCAUGCUUCUUCUUUCGCUGGAUGGGAGGGAGUUGGAAUCUGACUGUAUUUAGCUCAUUGGCUGGGUGCACAGCUGCCCCCCCCCCAGGCCCCCUCCACAUGACCUCAUCAGGAAAUCUUGGGAAAUGGCAAAGCUCAGGGAGGAGGCAGGACCUGGGCUAUCAGGGUCCCUUUUGCCCUCUUCCCUUCCUUGCACGUAUAUGGGCCCCAUUUCAGAGAGGCAGCCGUUUGUUUUCCAGUUUGUUUCUCUUCGUCUGGGCUGUGGUGCCCGCGUUCUGGAGGAUCUGGUUGUGUUCUGCCAAGUCACUGGCACAUGUAGGCCAGUCAUGGAACACCCUGGGUUGGACAUUUCCUUGGGAGCUGAACCCUCCUCCUCCCGAAUUUUCCAUCUCUCUCUGGGCACGCUACACUUGAGUGUGAGUGUUAGAAUGGAUACUGUGGAACAUUCCAGAUAGUUCCUGGUGGUCACAGAGAGAGCCAGGGAAACAUGACGUCUUGGAGUCUGUCGUUUCACUUUCCUUCCCCACGUUGAGCUGAUCAGAUUUUUUUCUGUUUUCCUUCUGAAGUGUCUCAAACACCUCGUCUGGCCCCUCUUGCCAUCCUCCUGUAGGUGCCAUCUCUCUCUGCCAUUUCCACGCUUCUUCCUCUCAGGUCCAGGGUCCACUCUGUGACCAGAGGCCCCUACGCCCACGCCAGCCUGCUCCCUCAUGCUGCUCCCACCUUCCCCAUCGCCUGUAGGAUCGCACCUGCAGAAGAGCCUACAAGGCCCUUCCCACCUGGCCUUUCAGAUUCUUCUCUGUGUGCUGCUUUAGUCACACCGAAACCCACCCUGUCCCUGGACACACACGCACACUCCACACAUUACAGUCAGGCUUCUUUGCUUUUGCCCAUAUUUUGCCCUGCCUAGAAUGCCCUACUAUGUCAUCUCUACUGGUAACAUCCUCUAAUGCCAGGAGGAAAAGUUGCCCAGGAAGGCCCCCUUUUCCUGCCUGCACCUCUAUUCCUAUAACCUUGAAUCUUAAAUGUGCUCCUCUCUCGCCACUAAUGAGUGAAUGAAUGAA